AUGUUUCUCACGUUUGGGUCAUCACGAGGUACCGACGAGCCCCCAUGUAAUCCCAAACAUGCAAAACGGAGCCGACGAAGGUCUACAACGCAUGCCUGCACAUCAUGCCGUCGCCGUAAGAUCAAAUGCGAUGGCGAGAAGCCCUGUGAGGCCUGUCAAUGGUACAAGACGCCCGAGUUGUGUCUCUACCCGGCACGCGCGUCAUCCCAAAUUCGCUUGGAGAAACCCGCGACAACAACAUCCAACUAUCGACGUACACUGGAAACGCUCUUUCCAGGCACUGUCCCAGAGGACCUCGUUCAUUUAUCACGAGAGCAGCUGUUGGAUUUGCUUACCUCAGUUGAACCCCAAAAUUCUAAUCAAGAUAUACACGCUGCGGCCCCGUCCGUAGACACUCAUGACUCGACGCUUUCGCAGGAAGAGACCGGUCUAGAGUCUCUGCAUUCGAUGCCAGACUAUGAAUUGGAUGAACAUGAUUUUACAAGCAACUCGGAUUCGAUCGAGCAUAUAUCAGACGACGUUAAUGCACUUUCCCUUUCGGCUCUGCAUACCACCUCCUACUUGGGUGUCUCAUCGAUACAGGCCGCAUUGAAAGUCAUUGCGUGGCUACACCCAGAGUUUGAGUCAGACUUUCCCCUCCCCGUGCACAAGGGAAAAAGCAGUUCAUUAUCCCACUCAUCACCAUCCCAACAUUUCUUACCAGCUGCGGAAACACAAAUUCUGGACGCAUAUUUCGUCAAUUUCCAACCGUUUUCGCCGCUUUUGGAUGAAAGAGAAUUCCGUGCGAGUCACUCCACUGGUCUGCGGAAGGACGAUAAAUGGCUAGCAUUGCUCAACAUUGUUCUCGCCCUGGGCACGAUCGCAAUCGCAGGUGCCGACGUUCAUACCCACCGGCCAUUUUUUGACCGUUCAAUGAGUCAUUUGAACCUGAGUUCGCUGGGGAACCCAAGCCUAGAAGUUGUGCAGGCCCUGGCACUCAUAGGUGGUUGGUACUGUCACUAUAUCAGUCAGCCGAAUCUUGGAUAUUCCUUGAUGGGUGCUGCUCUACGAAUGGCGGUUACGUUGGGCCUACACCGUGAACCACACAAGUAUAUGCCAGAUCCUGCAUGGACCGCCCACCAGGAACAUAAACGUCGCAUCUGGUGGUCACUUUCCUGUCUAGAGAUCUGGGGCCAUGAGACUCUUGGCCGGCUCGAGAAGGAAAAUUACUUGGAUAUUCUUCCAUUAAUAGAAAACAUCCGAUUCGUGAAGAUUGCCUCAAAAAUACAGGAUUCUCUCGCGGCUCUCCCAACCUUGCCGUAUGCGGAUAUGUUUGAUAUGGACUCCCAACUACUUCAAUGGUGGGAGAAUCUACCUCCGAUCCUAAAAGACUACGAGCCCUAUCCCGAGUCGUUGUACACGGUGCGAACUGUCAUGCGCUGGCGAUAUUACAAUCAACGUAUCUUACUUUAUCGACCCUCCCUCUUAAGCUUCGCGAUGCGACAGGUUCCAUUUAUGGCUGUCCGAACUGAGGACUGCACAGCGAUCCGGAAAUGCUGCGAAAUCGCUGAGAUACUGAUCCGAGACAUUUCAUUGACAACAGGGUUGAACCAAGUUGUUGGGUGGAAUGCUGUCUGGUUAUUAUUCCAGGCUACUAUGGUCCCAUUAAUUUGUUUGUCAGCUAGCACCGCAGAGGUCGAUUCCUUUACUUCCUUCGAUGGUUGCAAGACGCAGGUUGAAACAGCCUUAGUAACUCUUGAUCGCAUGCGGCCCUACGGACUCACUGCAGCACGUUCUUGCGAGGUUGUUUCUCGCCUUCUCGAAGCAAGUUUGCGUUGUCCCCCGAUGGGUCCAACUAAUGACAACUUUGCGGGGCUCGGCUCACAAGAUUUCUCAGUGGUGAACGCUUCAGAGAACUAUCAGCAAAUGAGUCAAGACAUGGUGUUCGACCAGAGUGCUAACUCCUUCGAAGAUUAUUGGUCCUAUUGCAUGUGGCAGUAUCUGAAUCUACCUACCCCCAACGAAAUGUGGCCAGAAAUCCCCAAUAUCAACUCUGAAAACGAGAUGAUUUGUCCCUUGGACCCUACAGGGGAAGGCGCAUAA
Talaromyces rugulosus is the source of this 2082-nucleotide messenger RNA. RefSeq lists its product as uncharacterized. Gene Ontology annotation, cellular component: nucleus. The record is from RefSeq and is a predicted model, not a curated record. Gene Ontology annotation, molecular function: zinc ion binding; DNA-binding transcription factor activity, RNA polymerase II-specific; RNA polymerase II cis-regulatory region sequence-specific DNA binding. The coding region runs from base 1 to 2082 and encodes 693 amino acids. The transcript is spliced from 4 exons. NCBI's taxonomy places the organism in Eukaryota, Fungi, Ascomycota, Eurotiomycetes, Eurotiales, Trichocomaceae. Gene Ontology annotation, biological process: DNA-templated transcription; positive regulation of transcription from RNA polymerase II promoter by galactose.